Molecule: messenger RNA, 1760 nt
Organism: Dipodomys ordii (Ord's kangaroo rat)
Lineage: Eukaryota; Metazoa; Chordata; Mammalia; Rodentia; Heteromyidae
Gene: Plpp5
Product: phosphatidic acid phosphatase type 2 domain containing 1B
Exons: 7
Coding region: 72-893 (273 amino acids)
Biological process (GO): phospholipid metabolic process
Molecular function (GO): phosphatidate phosphatase activity
Source: RefSeq, a predicted model, not a curated record
CGUCAGCCGGCCCUGGACCCAGGGCCGCUCUCCACCUGGUCGAGCUGGGCUGCCCUCGGCGCGUGCCUGCCAUGUCGCUGUGUCUGUCUGUCCGAAGCGGCGUGCCGGGGACGGCGGUGGCCUGUGGGGUCGAAGUGUGCGUGCGGGUCGUGCUGUUCGUGGCCUUCCUGGUGACCGAGCUGCUGCCCCCCUUCCAGAGGCGCAUCCAGCCGGAGGAGAUGUGGCUGUACCGGAACCCGUACGUGGAGGCGGAGUACUUCCCUGCCGCGCCGACCUUUGUCAUCGCGUUUCUCUCUCCGCUGUCUCUCAUCUUCCUGGCCAAGGUUUUCAAGAAGGCUGACGCCACAGACAGCAAACGAGCCUGCCUAGCAGCCACCCUUGCCCUCGCCCUGAAUGGUGUCUUUACCAACACAAUAAAGCUGAUAGUGGGGAGGCCACGCCCAGAUUUCUUCUACCGCUGUUUCCCAGAUGGGCUAGCCCACCCUGAGUUGAUAUGCACAGGGGAUAAGGACGUGGUCAAUGAGGGCCGCAAGAGCUUCCCUAGUGGACAUUCUUCCUUUGCGUUUGCUGGCCUGGCCUUUGCCUCCUUCUACCUUGCAGGGAAGUUACACUGCUUCACACCACAAGGGCGCGGGAAAUCUUGGAGGUUUUGUGCCUUUCUGUCACCUCUCUUUUUUGCAUCUAUAAUUGCUCUGUCCCGCACCUGUGACUACAAGCACCACUGGCAAGAUGUAUUAGUUGGGUCCAUGAUUGGAAUGACCCUUGCCUAUGUGUGCUACAGGCAGUAUUACCCUCCUCUGACUGAUGUGGAAUGUGAUAAACCACUUCAGGAAAAACACAUGCUUCCCACUGCUCAGAAGAAACCUGGUAUUCCUUACUGUAUGGAUAUUUAAAAGUCGAAUUUAUCUCAGUGGAGAACAAAUGAAUCACCCCUCCUAACAAACAUACACAAGACAGGAAUUUCUGGCCUUUUAACUCCUUCCAAGGUACAGAUGAUAUUGGGCCUUCUGUUAUGCACUUUGCCCUACUUCACAUGGAUCUAUCAUGAAGACUCCAGGCCAUUCUCCACCUCUGAACGCGUCUCCAGCGUCUGGUCCAUCAGACUGGCAUCCCCAAAUCCUGUUUUUCCAUUUAAUCUCAAUGCUUGCUCUUUGAAGCAUCUUUCCACAAAACAGACUACAUAGCACCACUUUAUCCUAGAAGCUGGAGUUAAAAAUCACUGAAACGUAACUUGAAGUCUUAAACUCUGGGGCCUAAUCAACUGAAGUUUGAAUUUUUUUACUUUCUCUAGUGAAAAUUCUAUCAAGCUUUAAGGGAGAAAAUGUCCAAUUUUGGUUGAUGCUCCACUGCUGAACCUAUGUUAUCAAGUCCAGACAUCUGAUACUGUUUUCCAUUUUGUUGAAUUACCAUGAGAACAUAGUAAAAAAGAAAAUGGUGAGGACUGUGAUUUCAGCACUCCCAGGUAAUUCUACCUCAUUUGUCUCCGAACUGUGCUCAAGCAUUUCUUGCCAGAGUCAACUCUGCCAGCUGACCAUUUGUUAUGUGGAGACUCUGAGCAUCUUUUCCUGUCUUCUCCUACGGAACACCUGUGUUACAUUAUGAGAGCACUACUGUAGGAUCUAUCACUGCCUUUCUCUUUUGGAACUAUACUUUAAAUAUGAUUUUGUCUUACGCUUAUCUUUCUACAGGAUACGUUCCAUGCAUUUUCUUCUUUAAGUCAACAUGAUAUUCAAAUAAAUGGUGAAUAUUACUUUUUGUUU